Messenger RNA from Entrophospora candida, 642 nucleotides. The record is from the annotation of a GenBank genome assembly. Lineage: Eukaryota; Fungi; Glomeromycota; Glomeromycetes; Entrophosporales; Entrophosporaceae.
AUGAGCAUUUUAUUUAAUAAUACUUCAAAUAUUUCAAAUAUAAUUUUAAUUGCAUUGUUUUCACGAUUAUUAAGAUGGGAUGCAUUUUAUUUUUUACAUAUAAGUGAAGAAGGUUAUAUUUAUGAACAAGAGUUUGCAUUUUUUCCUUUACUACCUUUAUUGGCUAGAGCAUUAGGAGACUUUGCCUCUUUUACUAGAUCAAAUGGUAUUGUUUAUAUUGGAUUUUAUGUUUAUGAAGUAAUAAAAGAUUAUUUCAAUAUUAAUGGUAAUAAUGGUGUUAGCAAUAGUGUUGGUGGUACAUUCAAGAUCAUAUUCUAUUAUAUUAAAAUCAUUUUGUUAGGAUUAAUUUCAAUAUCUGGAUUUAUAAUAUUUCAAACAUAUGGUUAUUAUCAAUAUUGUACUGAUAAUAGCUUAGAAAGAGAAUGGUGUAAUUCAUACUUAAUUUAUUCAUUUGUACAAUCUUAUUACUGGAAUUGCGGAUUUUUCAAAUAUUAUGAAUUUAAACAAAUUCCUAAUUUUUUACUUGCAAUGCCAAUGAUCUCAUUAUCUGUUUAUGGUAUCUUUACUUAUAUUAAAUAUGAUAUUAAUAGGAUUUUUACAUUAGGAUUGACAAAAAAAAAGUCCGUUAAAGAAGGUAAAUGA